Messenger RNA from Ictidomys tridecemlineatus (thirteen-lined ground squirrel), 7277 nucleotides. RefSeq names its product HECT, C2 and WW domain containing E3 ubiquitin protein ligase 2 (gene Hecw2). Gene Ontology annotation, biological process: positive regulation of transcription by RNA polymerase II; hippo signaling; protein ubiquitination. NCBI's taxonomy places the organism in Eukaryota, Metazoa, Chordata, Mammalia, Rodentia, Sciuridae. Gene Ontology annotation, molecular function: ubiquitin protein ligase activity; transcription coactivator activity; protein binding. The record is from RefSeq and is a predicted model, not a curated record. Gene Ontology annotation, cellular component: nucleus; cytoplasm.
GAAUAAUACAGUUUUCAUUUUGACCACACCCUGUGCAGGUGACAUAACUAUUACCGUUUUGUCCUCGCAGUUGGGGAAACCGAGGCAUGACACCCCUUACUCAGCUUUCUGGUAGGUUUUAGGAAUAGUCCUCCCCACAUGACCUCAGGGGGUCUCCUUCACCCUCGGAAGCGUCCCUAGAAAUCCUCCAGUCCUUUGGCUUCCCAGGAGGAAAGCAGCUCAGGCUCCGCCGCAGCCUUGGGACUCGUCCUCCUCCCAGCUGCACCCGCCCUGCUCUAGCGCACCUUCCUCAGUGAAGUCCGGCUGACCAAGGUCUGGCUGUCUUUCCUGUCCUUUUCCCCCCAUUUCCCUUCCACCGGUCCCCGACGUUCAGGCAGCCCUCAGCCAAGCGCCCUCAAGGCGGUGCGGGCAGAUGCUGCCACGGCGUCUAGCAGGAUGGGCGCCGGCACCGCUAGAGCUUUGUAGGGAGCCAACCUCAGAGAGACAGACGGGAUGGCUAGCUCAGCCCGGGAGCAUCUGCUUUUUGUGCGGCGUCGAAAUCCCCAGAUGCGGUACACACUGAGCCCAGAGAACCUGCAGAGCCUUGCUGCGCAGAGCUCCAUGCCCGAGAACAUGACCCUACAACGAGCCAAUAGCGACACGGACCUGGUGACUUCCGAGAGCCGCUCCAGCUUGACUGCCAGCAUGUACGAGUACACACUGGGGCAAGCCCAGAACCUCAUUAUCUUCUGGGACAUUAAAGAGGAGGUGGACCCCAGCGAUUGGAUUGGACUUUAUCAUAUAGAUGAGAAUUCUCCAGCCAACUUCUGGGAUUCUAAAAACAGGGGUGUGACUGGAACACAAAAAGGACAAAUUGUGUGGAGAAUUGAGCCUGGGCCCUACUUCAUGGAACCGGAGAUAAAAAUCUGUUUUAAAUACUACCAUGGCAUUAGUGGAGCCCUGCGAGCCACGACCCCCUGCAUCACCGUGAAGAACCCAGCUGUGAUGAUGGGGGCAGAGGGCAUGGAAGGAGGUGCUUCAGGAAAUCUGCAUUCUCGGAAGCUGGUCAGCUUUACCUUGUCAGAUCUUAGGGCAGUUGGGCUAAAGAAAGGGAUGUUCUUCAAUCCUGACCCUUAUCUUAAGAUGUCCAUUCAGCCAGGGAAGAAGAGCAGUUUCCCCACCUGUGCUCACCAUGGGCAGGAGAGAAGGUCUACUAUCAUCAGUAACACCACUAAUCCUAUUUGGCACCGAGAGAAAUAUUCCUUUUUUGCACUUCUAACUGAUGUCCUGGAAAUUGAAAUUAAAGACAAGUUUGCCAAGAGCCGUCCUAUUAUCAAACGUUUCCUGGGGAAACUAACCAUUCCAGUCCAGAGGCUGCUGGAGCGACAAGCCAUUGGGGAUCAGAUGCUCAGCUACAACCUUGGCAGAAGGCUCCCAGCUGAUCAUGUGAGCGGGUACCUGCAGUUUAAAGUGGAAGUCACAUCUUCUGUCCAUGAAGAUACGUCUCCAGAAGCUGUUGGCACGAUCCUUGGAGUCAGUACUGUGAACGGAGAUCUAGGAAGCCCGUCUGAUGACGAGGACAUGCCAGGGAGCCAUCAUGACAGCCCUGUUUGUGCUAAUGGACCAGUGUCUGAGGAAAGUACUGCUGAGGGGACACCCAAGCAUUCUUUCAGGACUAGUUCUACUCUGGAAAUAGACACAGAGGAUUUAACCUCUACUUCUUCAAGGACCUCACCUCCCAGAGGCCGUCAGGAUUCACUCAAUGAUUAUUUAGAUGCUAUCGAACACAAUGGCCCUUCCAGGCCAGGAGCAGCAACCUCCUCUGAGAGGGCCAUGGGAGCCUCUCCAAAACUAAGGAGUAGUUUCCCCACUGACACAAGACUCAAUGCAAUGCUUCAUAUUGAUUCUGAUGAAGAAGACCAUGAGUUCCAGCAAGACCUGGGUUACCCAUCUUCCUUGGAAGAAGAAGGUGGUUUGAUCAUGUUUAGCAGGGCAUCGAGAACUGAUGAUGGCAGCCUGACAUCUCAGACAAAGCCAGAGGAUGACCACCCAGUUGAAAACGAGGAAACCUCUCUGCACGAAGCAGCUUCCUUUGAGGAUAAGCCAGAGAACCUUCCCGAGCUUGCAGAUGGCUCCUUGCCCUCAGGCCCAGCACCAGAGGAAAGCGAAACUGGCCCAGAGUCUCAACCCAGUGCUGACCAGGGCAGCACUGAGUUGUGUGGCUCCCAAGAGGUUGAUCAGCCUACGAGUGGGGCGGACACGGGGACUUCUGACACAUCAGGAGGGAGCCGAAGAGCCAUCAGUGAGACCGAGUCCCUGGAUCAGGGGUCUGAGCCGUCCCAGGUGUCCUCCGAAACAGAACCCAGCGACCCUGCCAGGACAGAGAGCGUGAGUGAAGCCAGCACCAGGCCUGAGGGAGAGAGUGACCUGGAAGGUGCUGACAGCUCCUGCAACGAGAGUGUGACCACACAGCUGUCCUCAGUGGACACUCGGUGCUCCUCCAUGGAGAGUGCACGGUUUCCCGAAAACCCAGCCUUUUCUUCUCAGGAAGAGGAAGAUGGGGCCUGUGCAGCAGAGCCCCCCAGCAGUGGCCCUGCUGAAGGGUCUCAAGAUCCCAUAUGCACUCCGGGUUCUUUACCUGUGGUCCAGGUGCCCAGUGGGGAGGAGGAAGGGCCAGCGACAGAUUCAGCCACAUUACCUGACCAGGAGGAGCUUGGGGAGGUCUGGCAGCGGAGAGGGAGCCUAGAGGGAGCUGCUGCUGCUGCUGCUGCCCCUGAAAGCCAGCCCCAGGAAGAAGGUGAUGCUGGGGAUGCCCAAGGCGCUUGUGAAGGGGCCAUUGCCCAGGAGGAAGGCGCUACUGGAGGUUCUCAAGCCAAUGGCCACCAGCCCUUGCGGUCACUACCUUCAGUGCGCCAGGAUGUCAGCCGGUACCAGAGGGUGGAUGAGGCUCUCCCACCAAACUGGGAGGCGCGCAUUGACAGCCAUGGCAGGAUCUUCUACGUGGAUCACGUAAACAGAACCACAACGUGGCAGCGGCCGACAGCUCCCCCAGCCCCACAGGUGCUGCAGAGAUCUAACUCCAUACAACAAAUGGAGCAGCUCAACCGGCGUUAUCAGAGCAUCCGCAGAACCAUGACUAAUGAGAGGCCUGAGGAAAAUACCAGUGCUAUUGAUGGGGCCGGGGAGGAAGCCGACUUUCACCAAGCCAGUGCAGAUUUCCGCCGGGAGAAUGUCCUGCCCCAUUCUACCUCCAGAUCCAGGCUCACGUUGCUGUUACAGUCUCCCCCUGUGAAGUUCCUCAUCAGCCCAGAGUUCUUCACCGUGCUGCAUUCUAACCCUAGUGCCUACCGCAUGUUUACAAACAACACGUGUUUGAAGCACAUGAUCACCAAAGUCCGGAGGGACACCCACCACUUUGAACGCUACCAGCAUAACCGGGACCUCGUGGGAUUCCUCAACAUGUUUGCGAACAAACAGCUGGAAUUGCCGAGGGGCUGGGAGAUGAAACAUGAUCAUCAGGGCAAGGCAUUUUUUGUCGACCACAACUCCCGAACCACCACUUUCAUUGAUCCUCGGCUCCCGCUGCAGAGCAGUAGACCCACAAGUGCACUGGUUCACCGGCAACACUUGACCAGGCAACGCAGCCACAGUGCGGGUGAGGUAGGAGAAGAUUCUCGGCACGCAGGACCACCUGUUCUCCCCAGACCGUCCAGUACAUUCAAUACAGUCAGUAGGCCACAGUACCAGGACAUGGUUCCAGUGGCUUAUAAUGACAAGAUUGUUGCAUUUCUGCGCCAACCUAAUAUCUUUGAAAUUCUACAGGAGCGUCAACCUGAUCUUACCAGGAAUCACUCACUCAGGGAGAAGAUCCAAUUUAUUCGAACUGAAGGGACUCCAGGAUUGGUACGCCUUUCUAGUGAUGCAGACCUUGUUAUGUUGCUGAGCUUAUUUGAAGAAGAGAUAAUGUCAUAUGUGCCUCCACAUGCCUUACUCCACCCCAGCUACUGUCAGUCCCCACGUGGCUCCCCCGUGUCAUCUCCUCAGAACUCACCAGGUACUCAACGUGCCAAUGCCCGCGCUCCAGCCCCUUACAAGAGGGAUUUUGAAGCCAAACUAAGGAACUUUUACAGGAAGUUAGAGACUAAAGGAUAUGGACAAGGCCCAGGGAAAUUAAAGUUAAUUAUCCGAAGAGAUCACUUGCUAGAAGAUGCUUUUAAUCAGAUUAUGGGCUACUCCAGAAAAGAUCUACAGAGGAAUAAGCUGUAUGUCACCUUCGUCGGGGAGGAAGGGCUGGAUUACAGUGGGCCUUCCAGAGAGUUUUUCUUCCUGGUAUCCAGAGAACUCUUUAACCCCUAUUAUGGCUUAUUUGAAUAUUCAGCCAAUGAUACAUACACAGUACAAAUAAGUCCCAUGUCUGCUUUUGUAGACAAUCAUCAUGAAUGGUUCCGGUUCAGCGGUAGGAUCCUCGGUCUUGCACUAAUACACCAGUAUCUGUUGGAUGCCUUCUUCACAAGGCCCUUUUAUAAGGCUCUUCUCAGAAUUCUGUGUGACCUGAGUGAUCUAGAAUAUCUUGAUGAAGAAUUCCACCAGAGCUUACAGUGGAUGAAAGACAAUGAUAUUCAUGACAUCCUAGACCUCACGUUCACUGUGAAUGAAGAAGUUUUUGGGCAGAUUACUGAACGAGAAUUAAAGCCAGGGGGUGCCAAUAUCCCAGUCACAGAGAAGAACAAGAAGGAGUACAUCGAGAGGAUGGUGAAGUGGAGGAUUGAGAGGGGUGUGGUACAACAAACAGAGAGCUUAGUGCGUGGCUUCUAUGAGGUGGUGGAUGCCAGGCUGGUAUCUGUUUUUGAUGCAAGAGAACUGGAACUGGUCAUCGCAGGCACAGCUGAAAUAGACCUAAGUGAUUGGAGAAAUAACACAGAAUAUAGAGGAGGUUACCAUGACAAUCAUAUUGUAAUUCGGUGGUUCUGGGCUGCAGUGGAAAGAUUCAACAAUGAACAACGACUAAGGUUGUUACAGUUUGUUACAGGCACAUCCAGCAUUCCCUAUGAAGGAUUCGCUUCUCUCCGAGGGAGUAACGGCCCAAGAAGAUUCUGUGUGGAGAAAUGGGGAAAAAUCACGGCUCUUCCCAGAGCUCAUACUUGUUUUAACCGCCUGGAUCUGCCCCCGUACCCAUCCUUUUCCAUGCUUUAUGAGAAGCUCCUGACAGCAGUUGAAGAGACCAGUACCUUUGGACUUGAGUGAUCUGGAAGCAUCUCUUUAUGGACAGACAAUUUCGGAAGCUGGCUUCCAGCAUGACUGAGCAUUGGAAGUCUCCAGCUCAGGCUUCCAUUAGAGUAAAGCUGAGUGCUGUUAGUUUCCGGGAACAUGUGCUCUCUCACGUUUGAGGACUGGUGAUGAGUCCUCUUGGAAGGAUUUGGGUGAGCUUGAUGCCCAGGGAACAACCCAACAGUCUUUCAAUCAACAGUUCUUGACUGCCAAACCUUUUCCAUUUGUUAUGUUCCAAGACAAAGAUGAACCUGUACAUGAUCAGCUCCAUGGCAAUUUCUAGGGACUCAGGAGAAUCUUGAAACUUACCCUUGAACGUGGUUCAAGCCAAACUGGCAGCACUUGGCCCAAUCUCCAAAUUAGUGCAAGUUAAAUAAUAUAAUAAAACAAAUAUAUUUCCUGAAAAUACAUUCAUUUAAGCCCUAAGUUAUAACAAUAUUCAUUUCUUGCUUAUGAGUGCCUGCAUGGUGUGCACUAUAGGUUUCAGCUUUCAUGGGACACAAGUAAAAAUGAAUCCAAGUCAAUAGGAGGUAACUUUAAAGAUUCACAAUAAGGUGGUUUGUGACAAUGUAUAUGCAAGUGGUAUGUGUGUAAUUACGGCUAAAGACAAACUGUUACUCAAUGAAUUACUAAUGGACAGAUUUUAUGCUUUAUAAUGCAUGAAAACAAUUUAAAAAUAACUAGCAAUUAAUCACAGCAUAUCAGGAAAAAUGUACACAGUGAGUUCUGUUUCUUUUUUAUAGGUUCAUUAUAUUUAUGUUCUUUAAGAUGUAUAUAAGAACCUACCUAUCAUACUAUAUGUAUCACCUUUCCAUUUUCAUGUUCCAUGCUUACUCGGGCAUCAUGCUAGUAUGUAUCCUUUUAAGCACUCUCAAGGGAACAAAAGGGCCUUUUAUUUUUAUAAAGGUAAAAAAAAAUCCCCAAAAUAAUUUGCACUGAAUGUACCAAAGUUGAAGGGACAUUACAAUACGACUAACAGCAACUCCAUCACUUGACAAGUAUAAUAGAAAGUAGCUUCUAAAUCAAACUUCCUUCACAGUGCCAUGUCAACCACUACAAGGACUGUGCAUCUAAGUAAUAAUUUUUUAAGACUCACUAUAUGUGAUAGUAUGAUAUGCAUUUAUUUAAAAUGCAUUAGACUCUCUUCCAUCCAUCAAAUACUUUCCAGGAUGGCAUUUAAUACAGAUAUUUCGUAUUUCUCCCACUGCUUGUUAUUUGUACAGCAUCAUUAAACACUAAGCUCAGUUAGGGAGCCAUCAGCAACAUUGAAGACAUCAGCUCUCUUUAGUAAUAGAAUUUCAUUUUUCCUCAUCAGUGAAGAUGCCACAAAUUGAAACUCUCAGUACUAUAUUUCUAAGCUUGCAUUUUCACGGAUGCAUAAUUUUCUUAUUAAUAUCAAGAAACAAUUUUUCUAUGAUAUCUCAAAAACUGCAUGACAUCACUAAUCUUACUUCUGCUUAAUUUUUUUUAAAAAGGGUAUCCUUCAUUUUGAUUGCUUUUGGAAUUAUUCCACACCAUUGUUUGUUCCUUGAUUUAUGGCCAUAACUAAUCAGACGCACAAUAGAGUAAGCUAAAUUGAGGAUGGUAACGGCAUUGGAUUAACAUAUAGUUUGCCAGCCUAUGAGCUUACAGGCACUGUUGGAACAUUUCUUUGAGAUUCAUAUUUAUAAGUAGCCAUGGAAUUCCUAUUAUGGGAUGUUGGCGAUCUUACAUCUUAUAGAGGUGAUAUGCCCAGUUUUCAAAGGUGUUUUGUAAGAACUGAUUGCUCUCCUGCCAUUUGAACUGAGUAUUCUAUUGAGACCUGCAAGAACAGUGCCACUCAUGUUGCAUUUCUGCUCUAAAGGUGGGUAUUGCAGUGUGGGUAAUGUUCUAGGAAAAAGGUUACAGAAAUCUGGAAAUAACAAAGAAGAUUUAUAUAUGUACUAUAAUUGGGUGAGAUAAAAAUGAAGGAGAAAAAAAUUUUAACUGGAAAUAUUAGUUUGUACUGAUUGACCAUGAAUACAAGUAUAUAUUUAAUUUUGCAAACUGUU